AUGUCAGAGGAAUAUGAUAAUCUUAAAAAGAAGUGUUAUGAAGAAAGUGAUAAAGAAAUAGAUAUAAUUGAAAGUGAUAAAGAAAUUAACAUAAAUGAAAACGAAGGAAGUGAGUCAAUAAACUAUAUGGUUGUUGGUGGUUCAAAAGAAAUAAUAUUUGGCAGUAUCAAUAGGUAUAGCUGUGUAAAUCAGUUGGUGUUAAGGUCAGGCGAAUGUGUUCAGUGCUACGGAAGUCAUGAGGCUAAUCGGGUUUGUCGAGUAACCGUAAGUGAGCCCAUUGAAAUUCCUUCACAAUCGUAUGCAUAUGUAAGUGUGACUAUUCCCGAGAACGAACAGCUCCCCGCAACUGGGUUUAUAGAAAAUUUCAAAACUACAGAUACAAAUUUCCAAGUUAUAGAAGGGUUAGUCGAUCCUCAUAGUUCAAAUGUAGGGGUUGGUGUUAUCAACAAAAGUGAAGAAAAUAUUCUUCUUCAUCAAGGAGAAAGCUUUGGACUUUGCAAAUCGUCCUAUGAAGAGCCGGAAGCUGAGGUAUUGGAAUAUGCGUACAUUUCAGCAAACAAAGCAGCUGAUUACGACCCUCUCAGUGUGCCAGAACAUCUGAAAGCUACAUUUGAAAAGAGUUCAAUUCGCCUUAAUGUGGAAGAAAAGCAACCAUUUGCAGUAGUAUUAAACAAAUAUAAGAAUAUCUUUGUAACAUCAAGCGACGAGUUAGGAUGUACUGAUAAAGUUAAGCAUAAGAUAAAUACUGGUGAUGCACAACCGAUCAAACAAGCUCCAAGACGCCAACCACUGGGUAAACGAGAAAGCGAAAAAGAAGAAGUGGAACGCAUGCUUCAAGAGGGCAUAAUUGAGCCAUCAGAUAGUGAAUGGUCAUCUCCAGUCGUGUUAAUCACUUAG
Molecule: messenger RNA, 897 nt
Organism: Mercenaria mercenaria
Lineage: Eukaryota; Metazoa; Mollusca; Bivalvia; Venerida; Veneridae
Exons: 2
Coding region: 1-897 (298 amino acids)
Source: RefSeq, a predicted model, not a curated record